CACCUUCUCUUCUUCCUCUAUUUGCUUUUCUCCGUCGCUGAGUGCCCAGCCUCUCGAGCUCCCAAUCUUAAGUUGAGGAUUGAGCUUAGGGCAAGAUGGUGAGAAUCAGUGUUCUUAACGAUGCUCUCAAGAGCAUGUACAAUGCUGAGAAACGAGGCAAGAGGCAGGUCAUGAUCAGGCCGUCCUCAAAAGUGAUUAUCAAGUUUCUAAUUGUCAUGCAGAAGCACGGUUACAUCGGUGAGUUUGAGUAUGUCGAUGACCACAGAUCUGGCAAGAUCGUUGUUGAAUUAAACGGAAGGUUGAACAAGUGUGGUGUUAUCAGCCCACGUUUUGAUGUUGGUGUCAAGGAGAUUGAAGGCUGGACUGCCCGUUUGCUCCCUUCUAGACAGUUUGGGUACAUCGUGCUGACUACAUCUGCUGGCAUUAUGGACCAUGAAGAAGCCAGAAGGAAGAAUGUAGGAGGCAAGGUUCUCGGCUUCUUCUAUUGAAGUUUUAUUUAUGGGGAAAGAGAUUUUCAUUGAGUUAUUUUUAACUUUUGUCCUCCAUUUUCUCUGAAACUACCUUCGUCUUUCUUUCGAAUUUUGUGAUAACUUUGAUGGAUAGUUUUUAAAUUACUCUUUUUGGUUUGGAGCCCUUAAAGAUUGAUUUGAACUUAUGAUACACUCGUUAUCUUGAGUUAUUUCAAGAGUCUCUUACCUUCUCUCCUCACCGGUAACAAAUCUCUAAGAUGCGA
This is a messenger RNA of Arabidopsis arenosa, 733 nucleotides long. The record is from the annotation of a GenBank genome assembly. NCBI's taxonomy places the organism in Eukaryota, Viridiplantae, Streptophyta, Magnoliopsida, Brassicales, Brassicaceae.